UUAUAGAACAACACACACACACAACAACGAAGAAAAUUAAGAACCAUUGGUUAAGAUUUUCUACUUUUGCAAUAUUCACAAAAAUCUAUUAAUGAAUCCAACGCAAUAAACCACUUCUUCCAAUUCCAAAAUUCCCCUAGUUCCCACCCAUCCAUCAACCCAUCCUUGCAUUUGCUUCUAUUUCACGUGUACAUUCCAGAAGCUUCUCAGGGUGUGGGUGUGGCCGUGUGGGUGUGGUUGUAACAUGGGACAAGAGAAAACAUUAAACUGCACAUCUCCAUCACGGUCGUUCCGUCUUCGAUGUCCGAGUCUGAACUCGCUCCGUCUUCGACGAAUCUUCGACAUGUUCGACAAAAACGGCGAUUCAAUCAUAAGCGUUGAUGAAAUAAGCGAGGCGCUGAACCUGUUGGGUUUGGAUGCUGAGGUAACGGAACUAGAGUCCGUGACUAUGAAGUACAUAAAGCCAGGCAACGUGGGACUUUUGUACGAGGAUUUCGUGGCACUGCACGAGUCCUUAGGGGACACGUACUUUGGAUUCGUGGAAAACGAGGAAGAGGAGGAGAAGGAGGAAUCAUCGGACCUUUGGGAAGCGUUCAAGGUGUUUGAUGAAGAUGGUGAUGGUUACAUAUCAGCGAAGGAAUUGCAAGUGGUGUUGGGGAAGCUUGGUCUCGUUGAAGGGAAUUUGAUUGACAACGUUCACAGGAUGAUUGUCUCUGUUGACACUAACCAUGAUGGUCGUGUUGAUUUCUCUGAAUUUAAGGACAUGAUGCGAACCACUCUCGUACGCAGUUCUUGAUUUCUAUAUAUAUAUAUAUAUGCUUUCAGGGUAAACGUACUCAUUCUAACGUACUCAUGCUUAUUUCUUAGCUUUCCUUUUAGAUUGUAAGGUUUAAAUUUUCCUCUCUUUUUUUUUUUU
Messenger RNA from Gastrolobium bilobum, 916 nucleotides. RefSeq names its product calcium-binding allergen Bet v 3-like. The record is from RefSeq and is a predicted model, not a curated record. The coding region runs from base 245 to 796 and encodes 183 amino acids. The transcript has a single exon. Gene Ontology annotation, molecular function: calcium ion binding. Lineage: Eukaryota; Viridiplantae; Streptophyta; Magnoliopsida; Fabales; Fabaceae.